This is a messenger RNA of Arabidopsis thaliana (thale cress), 870 nucleotides long. Its product is annotated as Calcium-dependent lipid-binding (CaLB domain) family protein. The transcript has a single exon. The coding region runs from base 1 to 870 and encodes 289 amino acids. Gene Ontology annotation, biological process: defense response. The record is from RefSeq and is marked reviewed. Lineage: Eukaryota; Viridiplantae; Streptophyta; Magnoliopsida; Brassicales; Brassicaceae.
AUGGCGAAUCUAACUCUAGAGCUAAACAUCAACUCCGCAAGAAACCUUUUAAAUGUCAAUCUCAUCACUAAAAUGAACGUUUUCACUGCCAUCACCAUCAACGGCGAGAAUACUCGAAAGAAACAAAAGGCGAAAACCACGGUUGAUCGUUAUGGUGGAUCUAACCCGACUUGGAAUCAAACCAUCAAAUUUUCCGUGGACGAGAGGUCAGCCCGUGGUGGUCAUUCGUCACUUGUCAUGAGAGUAAUCUCUCGUCGAGUCCUAGGCAACAAAGAAAUCGGAAGAGUUAACAUCCCGUUACUUGAGCUCUUGAAUGCAACCACACCAUCAUUUAACGGUGAUGGUAACGAUCAUGAGAUGAAACUGAUGUCGUAUCAGGUGAGAACUUCGUCGGGUAAACGGUCAGGUUCUUUGUCUUUCUCGUACCGGUUUAAACCAAAUGUUCCAGUGAUCACUAACCGGAGUUGUGUAGACUCCGCGGCACCAUCUCAAAUCGAGCAUGCACCUUCGGCUCCACCCGAAUUGCCAAUUGAGUUUCCUAAGCUGCCUCAGCCGCCGUAUCUUUUGAGACAUCCUUUCGCCGCCGGUUCUAGCCGUGGUCUUCUUCCAAUAUCAUAUGGCGCUGGGAUGACCGAGCAAACCGGUCACGCUAAUAACUAUGCGCAAACCGGUCACGCUAACAACUAUGCGCCACCACCGAGACAAGGAUAUGGACCGUACGGUUAUGUGUCGUCGGGAUAUGGAUACGGAAGUCCCUCGUAUCAACAACGUAAGGAGAUGGGGAUUGGGCUUGGAUUGGGAGCCGGACUUUUUGGUGGAUUAAUGGUGGGAGACAUUGUGUCUGAUGUUGCAAAUUGUUAUGAUCUUUGA